AUGCCCACAACACUUAAUCCCAAAGAGGCGCUUCAACUUUUCAGUCUGAAAGCUUUUCAUAGUGAUACAGUGCAUAAAGAUGAUUUCAUUGAACUUUCUAAACAUGUUGUAAAUUAUGCUGGUGGACUCCCUUUAGCUCUUGAAGUUUUGGGCUCCUUUUUGUGCGGUAGAGAUGCGACUCAAUGGAGAAGUGCGAUUGAAAGACUUAAAAGAGAUUCUGAUAAAGAAAUUCUCAAUAAACUUCGAAUCAGUUUUGAUGGACUGGAAGAAAGGGAGAAGGAUAUAUUUUUAGAUAUAGCAUGCUUCUUCAAUGGGGAGAGGAAAGAUUUUACUCGCAAAAACUUCACCGAUCAUCUCUAUGCUGCUCUAAAGAGGAGUGGGAUAGUCACUUUCAGGGAUGAUCUAAAGCUGGAGGCCGGCGAAGAGAUCGCGCCAGAGCUCUUCAAAGCAAUUCAGCAAUCAUGGUGCUCGGUAAUCGUUUUUUCACAAACUUAUGCCUUUUCAAGUUGGUGCUUGGAGGAGCUUGCUGAGAUUGUUAAACAACAUAACAACGACGGCCAUAAAGUGUUUCCAAUUUUUUACGAUGUUGAUCCAUCUGAUUUAAGCAAACAAAAAGGGAAAGUGGAAGAAGCCUUUGCCAGACAUGAAGAGAGAUACAAAGAAGAAAGUGAGAAGAUCCAAAGGUGGCGAAAUGCUUUAAUUCAAGUGGCUGCAAUCAAGGGAUGGCAUUUAAAUAACCGGCAUGAAUCAGAAUUUAUUAGAGACAUUGUUAAGAAGAUAUCAGCAAAACCAUGUCAGACAUAUCCAGUUACUCAUAGCGACUUGGUUGGUAUUAGUGAACGCUUGGAGGAUUUGUAUUUGAAAAUAAACAUUGGGGAAGAUGAUGUCCGCGUUAUAGGAAUUUGCGGAAUGGGUGGCAUCGGUAAAACGACACUCGCAAGAGUUGCUUACACUCAAAUGUCACCUCAUUUUGAAGGUAAAAGCUUUAUUUCUGAUAUUCGAGAAGUUUCAGACAAAUGCGGACUAGUUUCUUUACAGAAACAACUUCUUUCACAGAUCUUUCAUGGUGAAUGCUUCAACUUUUUCGAUGUUCAUGAAGGGAGUGACAUAAUUAGCCAUAGGUUGUCUCACAAAAAGGUUCUUGUUGUUCUUGAUAAUGUUGAUAACAUACAACACUUAAAAUGCUUGGUAGGAAGGCACGAUUGGUUCGGAUUAGGAAGUAGAAUCGUUGUAACAACAAGAGAAGAACAUUUGCUUCGGUCUUGGCCAGUUGAUGAUAUGUAUGAGCCCAAAACAUUGAAUCCCAAAGAUGCACUUCAACUUUUCAGUCUGAAAGCUUUUCAUAGUGAUACAGUGCAGAAAGAUGAUUUCAUUGAGCUUUCUGAACAUGUUGUAAAUUAUGCUGGUGGACUCCCUUUAGCUCUUGAAGUUUUGGGCUCCUUUUUGUGCGGUAGAGAUGCGACUCAAUGGAGAAGUGCGAUUGAAAGACUUAAAAGAGAUUCUGAUAAAGAAAUUCUCAAUAAACUUCGAAUCAGUUUUGAUGGACUGGAAGAAAGGGAGAAGGAUAUAUUUUUAGAUAUAGCAUGCUUCUUCAAUGGGGAGAGGAAAGAUUUUGUAAUAAAAGUAUUAGAUGGUUGUGAGUUUUUUCCUGAUAUCGGAAUUGAUGUUCUCAUUAAAAAAUCUCUCGUAAAAGUCGAUAAAUACAACAGAUAUUUGAAGAUGCAUGAAUUGUUGCAAGAAAUGGGAAGAACAAUUGUUAAAGAAAAAUGUGUUGAUGAACCUGGAAAACGUUGCAGAUUGUGGGAGGAAAGGGACGUCCAUCAUGUCCUAACAAAAUACACUGCUACAGAAAUGAUUAAAGGCAUAAUAUCGAUAAUAAAAGAUUGGACAGGAUACCCUUUAAGAAACUUGCCUUCAAGCUUUCAACCGGAUAACCUUGUCGCACUUCUUUUACCAUAUAGUCACAUUCAACAACUAUGGAAGGGAAAUAGACCCUUGUUUAACUUGAAAAUAAUGAACCUCAGAGGGUCUCAAAACCUGAUCAAGACACCAGACUUCACAACAGCAUCAAAUCUUGAGGUUUUGAUUUUGGAAGGUUGUACCAAAUUAGUGGAUGUUCAUCCAUCAAUCGGGGUGCUUAGGAGCCUUAAACUUUUGAAUUUAAGAGAUUGCAAAAGUCUUAGGACUCUUCCAACCAAAACUGGAAUGGAAUCUCUUGAAACAUUAAUUCUUUCGGGUUGCUCAAAUCUUGUAAGGUUUCCGGAUGUUGAAGGGAAAAUGGAACGCCUAAAAACUCUAGAUCUUUCCGGUUGUUAUAGAGUGGAAAAUUUAUCGGAGAAUUUGCAGCAAGCAAAGUUUUUGGAAGAGCUCGACUUGAGUGAAACAGCCAUAACAGAACCACCAUCCUUCAUUUUUCAAUUUAAAAAUCUUAAAGUUCUGUCUUUCAAUGGGCGCAAGGGACCAUCAUAUAAGUUACUACCAAAUUUGCCUUCUCUUGUCAAGGUAAUCCAAGGAAGAAGGACGAAUCCCAUGGCUCGGAUGUUGCCUUUGUUGUCAGGUUUGAGUUCUUUAAGAGAGCUAAAACUAAGGGACUGCAAUCUUUGUGAAGGAGAUAUUCCACGUGAUAUUUCUGGUCUAUCCUGUUUGGAAAAACUUGAUCUUAGUGGUAACAAUUUCAUCAGCAUGCCUGCAUCUCUUACUCGACUCUUGAAGCUUGCAAAUCUUAUAUUGUCAAAUUGCAACAUGUGCACUUUUGGUGAAGCAGAUACUCAUAGUGAUAUUUCUGGUCUAUCCUCUUUGAGUUAUCUUAAUCUUAGUGGUAACAAUUUCAUCAGCAUACCUGCAUCUCUUACUGGACUCUCAAAGCUUCAUGUUCUUGACUUGUCAAAUUGCAACGUGUGCACUCUUGGUGAAGCAGAUAUUCAUAGUGAUCUUUCUGGUCUAUCCUCUUUAAUAAGUCUUGAUCUUAGUGGUAAUAAUUUCAUUACCAUUCCUUUGGCUCUUACUCAACUUUCCAGGCUCAGAUUGCUUACAAUGUCAGGUUGCAAGAUGCUUAAAUCGUUGCCUGAGCUACCAACAACUAUAGCAGUUGUGACUAUAGAUGGUUGUUCUUCACUUGAAGUAGUUGCAAGUCCAUCAAAAGUAUGCAAUUUAGCGGGUUGUGGUGACAUUCGUGCCAUUAACUGCUUCAAAUUGGCUGAGAAAAUCAAUGCAUUAACACUGCUGAAAGAACAUAUUAAGGGGGUUCGAUAUCCAAGAGAUUGGUUUGAUAGUUGCAUCUUUGAUAUUAUGAUGCCCGGAAGUGAAAUCCCAGAAUGGUUUAGCCAACAAAAAAGUGACAAAUCAAUUAAGAUACCCGUUCCGAAAGAUAGUCAAUGGAUUGGAGUUGCUUGUUGCUGCAUUUUUGUCAAUAAUGAUGCUUCAAGGCAUAUCGAGGCUAUCGGAUGUAAUGCAUCUAUUUUUCGAGGUAGAAAUUGUCGACCAAUUGAUCGGAGAAACCGGUGGGUAGGUCGAUACCUUGACAAGCCCAUAAUGAAAGAUCACCUUUUUCUUCGUUAUUUUCCGCGUGAUGAAUUAUAUCUUUCCUUGGCGGAUAAAUAUGGUGACUGUGAAACCAAUAAUUUAUGGACAACAGAUUGCUUAGAUCAAAUAGGCGAUGAGCUUAAGUUGUCUUUCAAUGCCGAAUUUGGACCAAAUUGCCGUUGUGUUAAGGUGAAGAAGUGUGGUGUUAGAAUAGUGUAUGAGAAAGAUUUGGAAGAGAUAAAAGAGUUGCAGUGCCAUACCACUCAAUCUUCUCCAAAUUUUGAACACAUCCACCGACACUCUGCUCAAAACCAUGGAUCAGUAGGUAGCACUUCUCACAUGAAACGAAAACGUAAUAUCUAUGAGGAAACGGAGGAAGAAGAGCCGCAACCAAAACGGAUGCAAAAUAUUUUCAAUUUUGUAAAGGGGCAAUCAAGAAAGAAGCAUUAACUGUGAUACUGAUUUCUCUUUGAGUUUGAGGUCUCCGGCUUUAUCAGAUUCCAACUCCAAUAUCUGGUCUUCAGUCAGCAGAAUCAAGAAAUGGUUAAAAGGUUAAUCCUAUUGUUUUCUUUUAGAAUGAUCGAGUGUAUGGAAAGAAUGACAUGAAUGGGAUUUUUGGUCUCUUUUGCUGUUGCCUAGGUAUGGAGUGUAUUGAUGUGAAGAGAAUAUGAUCUUGCAGUGCGUAGAAGGAUUGAAGCAUUUAUUUGAUUCAGUGUUGUAAUGAUGUGAUAAUGAUUUGUACAAGCAGUCAAGAGGUCUUGUCGAUCCUGAACUUCUUGCAAGAGAGACCGUUUGUAUGUUAUCAUUUUUUCUUUUCUUUUUAAAUAUUAUCCUAUAUUGCUUAUGUGAUAAAUUCAGUGCUUUUGCUUGAUUUAACUUUUGUUCAGUCUUUGCCUGUGUUAUUUUAGUUCUUGAGUCAUUCUACUGAAAUUUGUUUUUUGCUCAUCUUCAUGCAGUUAGUGUAAGUAAAAUAGAAGCACUUUAUGAGCUUUUCAAGAAGAUAAGCAAUGUUGUUAUAGAUGAUGGGCUGAUCAACAAGGUCUUUGUUUUUUCAUAGUUCCCAUUUUGUUCUAUAAUUGAUAUCUUUUGUUAUGUUUGUCAAGUUUUUUGGCUUGAUGAUCACUCCUCGUCUUGAGUUGGUUCUUUCCCAUUCAUCUUUGUAGUAUUUAAGUUUUAUUUAUAUUACUAUUUGACAGGAGGAGUUCCAAUUGGCGUUAUUCAAAACAAACAAAAAAGAGAGUUUAUCUAAUAUUAAUUAAUAAUGUCUCUAUCCUUGAAACAAUAAUUCUUGUUAUCAUAAUAUUGCUUGAGUUGCUGUCAAUAUAUUUCUGAUUUCACUGCAAAUAUUUGACUUGUUUGAUACAAAGCAUAAUGGAAUUCUAGGUUUCGAAGGGUUUGCUCGUGCUCUCUCUGUCUUCCAUCCAAAUGCGCCCAUUGACGAUAAGAAUGAUUGUAUACUUCGUCUCUAUGUUUACCUCUCUUGUUGUAAGCCAUAAUCAUGUUAACAUAGUAAUUGGAUGUAAAUGACUGGUAUGGAAAUGGAAUUAUGGACUUUUGUGCAUAGACGAUGUGUCUAAACUAUGUAUUCUUGUGUAUACAUAUUCUUGUGUAAUCUAUUUUCUUAGACUAGGGAAUUUCUUUUUGUAA
Molecule: messenger RNA, 5169 nt
Organism: Gossypium raimondii (Peruvian cotton)
Lineage: Eukaryota; Viridiplantae; Streptophyta; Magnoliopsida; Malvales; Malvaceae
Product: TMV resistance protein N-like
Exons: 9
Coding region: 1-3972 (1323 amino acids)
Biological process (GO): signal transduction; defense response
Molecular function (GO): ADP binding; protein binding
Source: RefSeq, a predicted model, not a curated record